AUGGAAGCGCAAGAGCGCUGGGCCCAUAAUGGGGAUCUUACAGCCAGGGAGACCUGCAAGGCUGGAUUCUCUGAAGAAGACUACACGGCAUUAAUCUCGGAGAACAUUCUGGAAGGAGAGCGGCUACUCAAAGUCGCGUUCAUCCGCUGUUUGGGGACCAGAGGGACACAGUACGAGACCAACAGCACGGACUUCCAAGUCGAGGCAGAUGGGACGGUCUUUGCCACCCGGGAGCUGUGGAUCCCCUCUGAGCAGGUGGCGUUCACUGUGACCGCGUGGGACCGCCAGACGGCCGAGCGAUGGGACGCCGUGGUGCGCCUGCUGGUGGCCCAGCCCUCGUCUGCCCGCUCCGCGCACAAGAAAGGAAAGCAGAGUGCGGCUCCAGAGAGUGCGGCUCCAGACACCUCUCAGCCCCCGAACAACAUGCUGCUGCCGUGGCCCCAGCACCAGCACGCCAACGGGCUGCGGAGGCAGAAACGCGACUGGGUCAUCCCACCCAUCAACGUGCCAGAAAAUUCCCGCGGGCCCUUCCCACAGCAGCUUGUUCGGAUCCGGUCUGACAAAGACAACGACAUCCCCAUCCGGUACAGCAUCACGGGCGUGGGCGCCGACCAGCCCCCCAUGGAGGUCUUCAGCAUCGACUCCAUGUCUGGACGGAUGUAUGUCACUCGGCCCAUGGACCGGGAGGAGCGCGCCUCCUACCACCUCAGAGCCCACGCGGUGGACAUGAAUGGCAACAAGGUGGAGAAUCCCAUCGACCUGUACAUCUACGUCAUCGACAUGAACGACAACCGCCCCGAGUUCAUCAACCAGGUCUACAACGGCUCCGUGGACGAGGGCUCCAAGCCAGGCACCUAUGUGAUGACUGUCACGGCCAAUGACGCAGACGACAGCACCACGGCCAACGGGAUGGUGCGGUACCGCAUCGUGACCCAGACCCCGCAGAGCCCGUCCCAGAACAUGUUCACCAUCAACAGCGAGACAGGGGACAUUGUGACCGUGGCAGCUGGCCUGGACCGAGAGAAAGUCCAGCAGUAUACCGUCAUCGUCCAGGCCACGGACAUGGAGGGGAACCUCAACUACGGCCUCUCGAACACAGCCACGGCCAUCAUCACGGUGACGGAUGUGAACGACAACCCACCAGAAUUCACCGCAAGCACGUACGCGGGGGAGGUCCCGGAAAACCAGGUGGAGGUGGUGGUCGCAAACCUCACCGUGAUGGACCGAGAUCAGCCCCACUCGCCCAACUGGAACGCCUUCUACCGGAUCAUCAGCGGGGACCCCUCCGGACACUUCAGCGUCCGCACGGACCCCGUCACCAAUGAGGGCAUGGUCACUGUGGUGAAGGCAGUCGACUACGAGCUGAACAGAGCCUUCAUGCUGACUGUGAUGGUGUCUAACCAGGCGCCCCUGGCCGGCGGGGUCCAGAUGUCCUUCCAGUCCACGGCCGGGGUGACCAUCUCCGUCAUGGACAUCAACGAGGCACCCUACUUCCCCUCGAACCACAAGCUGAUCCGCCUGGAGGAAGGUGUGCCCACCGGCACCGUGCUGACCACGUUUUCGGCGGUGGACCCUGACCGGUUCAUGCAGCAGGCUGUGCGAUACUCCAAGCUGUCGGACCCAGCAAACUGGCUGCACAUUAACACCACCAACGGUCAGAUCACCACGGCCGCCGUCCUCGACCGCGAGUCCCUGUACAUCAAAAACAACGUGUACGAGGCCACCUUCCUGGCGGCUGACAACGGGAUCCCCCCGGCCAGUGGCACCGGGACCCUCCAGAUCUAUCUCAUCGACAUCAACGACAAUGCCCCAGAGCUGCUGCCCAAGGAGGCGCAGAUCUGCGAGAAGCCCAGCCUGAAUGCCAUCAACAUCACCGCGGCCGAUGCUGACGUUGACCCCAACAUCGGCCCCUAUGUCUUCGAGCUGCCUUUUGUCCCAGCCGCCGUGAGGAAGAACUGGACCAUCACCCGCUUAAAUGGUGACUAUGCCCAGCUGAGCUUGCGCGUCCUAUACCUGGAGGCUGGCGUGUACGAUGUCCCCAUCAUCGUCACCGACUCCGGAAACCCCCCGCUGUCCAACACGUCCAUCAUCAAGGUCAAGGUGUGCCCGUGCGACGAGCACGGGGACUGCACCACCAUCGGCGCAGUGGCGGCGGCCGGUCUGGGCACCAGCGCCAUCGUGGCCAUCCUCAUCUGCAUUGCCAUCCUGCUCACCAUGGUCCUGCUGUUCGUCGUGUGGAUGAAACGCAGGGAGAAGGAACGCCACACCAAGCAGCUGCUCAUCGACCCUGAGGACGAUGUCCGCGACAACAUCCUCAAGUACGACGAGGAAGGGGGCGGUGAGGAGGACCAGGACUAUGACCUCAGCCAACUGCAGCAGCCGGAGGCCAUGGAGCACGUGCUGAGCAAGGCGCCCGGCGUGCGGCGCGUGGAUGAGCGGCCCGUGGGCGCAGAGCCCCAGUACCCCGUCAGGCCCGUGGUGCCCCACCCCGGGGACAUUGGGGACUUCAUCAACGAGGGACUCCGAGCCGCGGACAAUGACCCCACAGCACCCCCCUACGACUCCCUACUGGUCUUCGACUAUGAAGGGAGCGGCUCUACGGCGGGCUCCGUCAGCUCCCUGAACUCGUCCAGCUCCGGGGACCAAGACUACGAUUACCUGAACGAGUGGGGGCCCAGGUUCAAGAAGCUGGCAGACAUGUACGGCGGGGGCGAGGACGACUGACGCCCGCGGAGCGGCCCGCGGGGGGUGCCGGGCUUCCCGACUCCCCGCGGACGUGUCAUUUAGUGGUGUGUUAGGGGGUCCCUCCCCGCCCCAGCCCCCCCAACAGUGAGCUGUCUGGCAUGAACACGUCUCGCCCCGCGGCGCGCCACCCACCACAGUAGCUGACUGGCACCGAAGGACAG
Enhydra lutris kenyoni (northern sea otter) is the source of this 2906-nucleotide messenger RNA. RefSeq names its product cadherin 4. Bases 1 to 2724 code for a protein of 907 amino acids. The transcript is spliced from 16 exons. Gene Ontology annotation, molecular function: calcium ion binding; cadherin binding. NCBI's taxonomy places the organism in Eukaryota, Metazoa, Chordata, Mammalia, Carnivora, Mustelidae. Gene Ontology annotation, cellular component: adherens junction; catenin complex; plasma membrane. The record is from RefSeq and is a predicted model, not a curated record. Gene Ontology annotation, biological process: cell-cell junction assembly; homophilic cell-cell adhesion; calcium-dependent cell-cell adhesion.